This is a messenger RNA of Thamnophis sirtalis, 1524 nucleotides long. The record is from RefSeq and is a predicted model, not a curated record. Lineage: Eukaryota; Metazoa; Chordata; Lepidosauria; Squamata; Natricidae.
GCCUCACCUGUGUGGAGGAAAUACUAGCUUGAGUCAAAACUCCAUCCAACAAGAGAUCCAAAGAAUUUUUAACUUCCUUGAGAAUCCAAGAAUGUCAAUGGUGGAAAAACACCAUAGAUGUACAUAUUGUGGAGAAAGCAUGGAUAGUAAAUCACAGUUGAUAAUACACCAUGUAUGAGUGUCCAGUUUGUGGAAAAACUUUCAGUCAGAAUUCCAGCCUGAUAAUACACCAGUGGACACAUACAGGAGACAAACCAUAUGAAUGUCCUGAAUGUGGGAAAGGUUUCCGUCAGAAUUCCCACCUGGUGAUACAUCAGAAGAUUCACACAGGCGAGAAACCAUAUGAGUGUCCAGAUUGUUCGAAAUGUUUCAUUCGGAAUUGCGACCUGGUGAUACACCAGAGGACACACACAGGAGAGAAACCAUAUGAGUGUUUGGAUUGUGGAAAAUGUUUCAGUCAGAAUUUUGACCUAGUGAUACAUCAGAGGACUCACACAGGAGAGAAACCAUAUGAGUGCCCAGUUUGUGGGAAAAGUUUCAAUUGGAAUUCACACUUGGUGGUACACCAGCGGACUCACACAGGAGUGAAACCAUAUGUGUGUCCAGAUUGUGGGAAAAGUUUCAAUUGGAAUUCGCACUUGGUGGUACACCAGCGGACUCAUACGGGAGAGAAGCCAUAUGAGUGUCCAGAUUGUGAAAAAAGUUUCAUUCGGAAUUCUGACCUGGUGAGACACCAUGCAACACACACAGGAGAGAAACCAUAUGAGUGCCUGAUUUGUGGGAAAAGUUUCAGUCGGAAUUCUUACCUGCUAAUACACCAGAAGAUUCACACAGGAGAGAAACCAUAUAAGUGUCUGGAGUGUGGGAAAGGUUUCAGUCAGAAUUCCUCCCUGGUGAUACAUCAGAGAACUCACUCAGGAGAGAAACCUUAUGAGUGUCUAGACUGUGGGAAAUGUUUUAGUCAAAAUUCCAGCCUGGUGAGACACCAGAGGAGUCACACAGCAGACAAAGUAUAUGAAUGCCCAGAUUGUGGAGAAGGUUUCUGUCUGAAUUCCCACCUGGUGAUACACCAGAAGAUUCACACAGGGAAGAAACUCUAUGAGUGUCCAGAUUGUUGGAAAUGUUUCCUUCGGAAUUCUGAGCUGGUGAUACACCGGAGGACUCACACAGGAGAAAAACCGUAUGAAUGUCCAGACUGUGGGAAAGAUUUCAGUACUAGGUCUAACCUUAUAAAUCAUGUGCGUAUACACACAGGGGAGAAACCAUUUAAGUGCCCCGACUGUGGACAGUGCUUCAGGAAACAUUCCACCCUUAUCGCACACAAGAAAAUCCACAUGAAGCCCAAAGGGCUGAAUAUAGAGAAGGCUUGAAUUUCCUUUCUAAAGUCCCAUUCUUUUUAGUCAAAUACAUCAUGGUUUUAGAUGUGAAGAAGGGGAGAAAUUUAAUAAUAGCAGCCCUUUCUAAGCGGUUUACAGAGUCAGCAUAUUGCCCCCAACAAUCCGGGUCCUCAUUUUACCCACCUCG